Suillus paluster is the source of this 2779-nucleotide messenger RNA. RefSeq lists its product as uncharacterized. The coding region runs from base 1 to 2760 and encodes 919 amino acids. The transcript is spliced from 12 exons. The record is from RefSeq and is a predicted model, not a curated record. NCBI's taxonomy places the organism in Eukaryota, Fungi, Basidiomycota, Agaricomycetes, Boletales, Suillaceae.
AUGCCAGACGAGAUCCCUCAUGCGCAGCUCAAACGACGAGCGUUUAGCGCCCGCCGCAUCCAGUGUCCCUACCCAGGCUGCAAACGCUGGUUGAAAAAUUCCUCUGGGCUGAAACUUCAUCAAAGCUCGGCCCAUAGCCACUCGUUUACCCAUCCUGGAUCGCAACGCACACAACACGCCUCUGUUGAAGAAAUUGAAGAUGAAGAAGCUCCCAGACGCACCAACAAUGAGCUCUGGGAGUCGAAGCAUGGACUUAUUCGUGAUUAUCAUGAGACGCUGACUGGUCGUAUUUGUGACGAGAAUGGCAACUUUGUUGACCCUGGCACUCCUCCUCCACCAUACACAGCAAAAAGUCCUGACGACUGGACUCCGUAUCGCAACCGACUGGAAUUUGAGUGCGCAGAUUUCAUGUACACUGAAAACCAGAUGUCCGCUGGUGAUAUAAACAAGAUUCUCUACUUGUGGGGAAUCACUCUCGCUGUUCAUCGUGACAAUCCACCAUUUGCCGACUACAAGGACCUGUACAAUACUAUCGACGCAACACCGCUAGGCGAUGUCGCAUGGGAAAGCUUCUCCCUGAAGUACAAUGGCGAUAAACCUGCUGGAGAGUGUCCACUUUGGAUGGAACAGUCGCACGAGGUUUGGUUCCGGGACCCUCAUACCGUCGUCAAGAACAUGCUCGCAAAUCCAGAUUUCAAAGGUGGAAUUGAUUAUAUGCCCUACCGUGAAUUUCAGGAGAAGGAUGAGCAACGCCGCUAUAAGGAUUUCAUGUCAGGAGACUGGGCCUGGCAGCAAGCAGACCAAAUUGCACAGGACCCACAAACGCAUGGUGCGGCUUUCGUUCCCAUCAUUGUAGGCAGUGACAAGACGAUGGUGUCUGUCGCUACUGGUCAAAACGACUACUACCCUCUAUAUCUCUCGAUUGGGAACGUUCACAAUAACGUCCGGCGGGCGCAUCGCAACGCAUUGGCUCUGGUUGGAUUUUUGGCGAUCCCUAAGAUGGAAAAAAGAAAUACAGAUGAACUUGGAUACCGCAAAUUCAAGAAGCAGUUGUUUCACUCCUCGUUGUCCAGGAUCUUCGCCAAUCUCAAACCUGGAAUGACAACUCCAGAGGUCACACGGUGUGGCGACGGACACUACCGGCGCAUUAUAUAUGGCCUUGGACCCUACAUUGCAGACUACGAAGAGCAGGUAGUAUUGGCGUGCAUGGUCAAAGAUUGGUGUGGAAGAUGCCUUGCAUUUCCCUCAAGUCUUGAUGAAGGAGGUGUUUCUCGGUCACGCGAACAUACUGAUGCGCUUGUGGAUUCUAUAGAUUUUGGUAUACUUUGGGACGAGUAUGGUAUCAUUGGCGAGUUAGUGCCCUUCACCAACAACUUUCCUCGUGCCGACAUUCACGAGCUCCUUGCCCCCGACAUACUGCACCAGCUCAUCAAAGGAACCUUCAAGGACCACCUUGUUGAAUGGGUGGGUCAAUACCUCAAACUCACGCACGGCAAAACACGCGCCAAGGCGAUUUUAGAUGAUAUUGACCGAAGGCCUGUCUAUCUACCAGCAAUCGAGGGCCACGUACCAGAUGAUAUGUUCUGCUACAUCGUGCGCGCGAACGUAGUGACGGACGACACUCUCGCAGCGCUGAAAGAUGCCCUUGGGCGUUUUCAUACUUACCGGACUAUUUUCCAGACUACUGGUCUUCUCAUCCGAAUGUUCAGUGCUCCGAACGGCCUCUGCUCGUCAAUCAUGGAAUCAAAACAUAUCAAGGCGGUAAAGCAACCAUGGCGACGUUCAAGCAAGUACAACACGCUCAGCCAGAUGCUCCUUACCAAUCAGCGCCUGGACAAAGUCGCUGCAGCAAGAGUUGAUUUCACAACACGCGGCAUGCUCAAAGGGUCUUGUGCCUUCAGCUACUACAAUUCAUUUGUUGAGAAUCCCUCAUAUAUCGACAACGACAAUGGAGACCCAGAGGUCCAACCAAACCCAGCGCAUGCAGGAAGCAACCCCUUUGCUAUCGAGAGUGACGACUUUGACGAUGUUGAGGAUCAGGGUGUUGUAGAUGACGUGGAUGUCAUUGCUGAUGUGCAAUUAGCACGGACCUUUCAACGAAAACGCGCCCGUACCGUUGCUGAUCUCGCAGACGAACUCGACAUCCCAUCGUUCCCGACCCUCAUUCGCCUCUUCCUGUACGACCAAAUACACGCGGACAACCACCAUUCUUCUGCCGAUGUCCCCCUUCGCGACUGUCCAUCCUACACGGGACCAAUCAAGAUAUUUCAUUCAGCCGCUGCAACAUUUAUCGCACCCAGUGAUCCGAGUGGAAUCACUGGUAUGCGCCGUGAGCACAUUCGCGUUGUGCCUUCGUGGCGCAAGGGACCAGCUCGCUUUGACUGCGCCUUCGUCAACACGGACAAUAGGCAUGAUGGAAUGUUGAGCAUGGAUGUCGUUCGAAUAUUCUGUUUUUUCUCUUUUACUUUUACUAACAGUCACACAUACCCAUGUGCCCUCGUUCAAUGGUUCCAUCGCAUCGCCGAGGAACGAGACGAGCUCACAGGAAUGUGGAUGGUGGCACCGUCUUUCAAUGAAGACGGCUCUCGCGAUUUGUCCAUCAUCCAUAUCGACAGUAUCAUUCGCGGUGCUCACUUACUCCCAAUAUUCGGUACUCAGCUCGUACCACGCGGCCUUCGAUUCUACGAUUCUCUGGAUGUAUAUCGAGGAUUCUACGUAAAUCGGUUCAUUGAUCACCAUGCUUUCGAGCUGGCAUCUUAAUAUAUUCAUUUUUUCUUGC